CCUUCAGGUCCGCACUUGCCAGCACUACAGUGAGGGAUGGGAUAUAUCUAUCUAAAUUGUAAAAAGUUUCUAAUUUUCUUAAUUCUUUAUGGAAUUACAAGCAUCAAAUGGCUCAUUCUUCUGCCAAGCCAGAAUGUUUCCCUGGGGUAUACUUAUAGCAUGGGGAAAUCACGUCAUUUGAAACUUUCCUAUUUAUUCUGUCCUUCCUCAGGCUAAAAAUAUCAGUUUGCUAGGUUUUUUUAAGUCAUAAAGACAAAGCCUGCCCUAGGCGUGCUGAUUUUGUGAAUGAACAUGUAAAACUUCAGAGGGAAGAAGGAUGGAAAUGGAGGAAUCUUUUAUUAGACGCUGUUGUGGUGCUGGCUGCACAUCCCGCACCAAAGAGCUCCCCAGCUGCAGCCCUGAGCCUCUAAUGGAGUAGCGCCGGGCACUUUACAUGUAGUUAUUUAAUUUAAGUGCAUGGGCGCCUUGGCUUAAACUCGUCCCACGUACUUUUAUUUAACCAAACCACCGGGCCAGGAACCUGCUCCCUCUUGCGGGCCCGGUUGCUGGGGGACGAGCGGGGCCCGGGGUCGCCCCCAUCGGCAGCUGGAGGCGGGGCCGGGCCGGGGCCGCCGUCCGUCCUCCGCGGCAUGGCGGGCGGCGCGGUGCGGGUGCUGCUGGCUGCUCUGCUCGGCGUCCUGCCGGCCGCGGCCGAGCGGGAGCUCCGCUUCAAGCCGCCGGCCGAGGCUCCCGUGCGGCUCUUCACCGAGCCUGAUCUGGCCAGAUACGACGGGCAGCAGGAAGGACAGCCCAUUUACCUGGCAGUGAAGGGAGUAGUAUUUGAUGUCACUUCUGGAAAAGAAUUUUAUGGAAAAGGAGCCCCAUACAAUGCUUUGGUUGGAAAAGACUCAACAAGAGGAGUUGCAAAGAUGUCUCUGGAUCCAGCAGAUCUUACACAUGAUAUAACGGGACUCACAGAAGAGGAACUCAAGUCCCUGGAUGAUAUCUUCAAUAAUGUUUAUAAGGCCAAAUAUCCAAUUGUUGGCUAUACUUCUCGACGAAUUCUGAAUGAGGAUGGCAGCCCCAAUCUAGACUUUAAACCUGAAGAUCAGCCACACUUCAACAUUAAAGAUGAGUUUUGAGGAACAUUUUUGUACUUGGAGAAUGCCUGGGGAGAGGCACGAUAGAGCAUUAGAUUGUUUUCCUAUUUUCUGGAGCUCAUUACAACGAUUAGCUAUCCUGAGUCUAUCCUGAGUCAGUUUUCUGUUUAGAAAAUAUAUGUGUGUACACACAUAGUUUACAUCAUGUUCUUCUUUCCAGGAAACAAAUGGAUCUGUAUUGCUAUCACACACUUGGGCUGUUUGCCCUGAAUUAUGGGAAUUAUUUCAUAGGAAAGUUCUUUCUGCCUGGAUUUCUCUGUUUAUAAGUGUGUAAUGUAAAAUUACAUUCCUUAGAAGAGAUCAUGACUAGUCUUUUUGUAAAUCCCAAGUUGUUUCCCACUCCUUGGAAAAGUGCGAAUGCAUUAUCUGGAUGAGCUAACAUCAAUUGUCUGUGCUUUAAGUGAGUGUAGGUAUCACAUGUACAAACAGGUGUAAUAGAGGUUUACAUUUUAAAAAGCAUAUUUGAUAGGUUUGAGAAUACUGGAUAUAAAACCACUCAAUUGCUUAAAAUGCAGUUACUGUGGAAUAUUUAUGCAAAGCCUACAGCUGUAAACAAAGACAAAUAAAUCUUUUUUUCCUCAUGAGAACUACUGUGACAUUUUAAGUAAGACUAUUACGUUAGUUUUGAAUAAAUGACACUUUAAUUUUUUAAAUAAUUAUCAAAGAUGUCAUCUGUAUUAGACUAUGGUGAUUUCCUUCUAGCUUCCUCCACUCUUUCUCUGACAAAAAAAGGAAAUGAUAGCCCACUGUUUACCACAUACUCUUACAGCACAAGUUUAUUAUAGUAGUUUAGUAUCCUGUGGGUAUUGUUAGCAUCUUUAUAUUGACAAUGUCAGCUCUCAUUUUUAAUUUCUGUUGGUUUUUCUUUGUUCUUACUCUGGCUUCAUCAUUGCUCUUGCAAUGAAGUGUGCAUUCAUAUGUUCCUCUUCCUUUGUGAUGGGUUUGCGUGGCAGGGUUUUGGUAGCAGGGGAGCUACAGGGGCGGCUUCUGUGAGAAGCUGCUAGAAGCUUCCCCUGUGUCUGAUAGAGCCAAUGCCAGCCGGCUCCAAGACAGACCCACCGCUGGCCUAGGCCAAGCCAAUCAGCGCCUCUGUGAUAACAUAUUUAAGAAGAAGAAAAACACUUAGAGAGAGAGCUUUUGCAGCCGGAGAGAGGAGUGAGAAGAUGUAAGAAACUCUGCAGACACCAAGGUCAGUGCAGAUGGAGGGGGAGGAGGAGCUCCAGGCGCCGGAGCAGAGAUCCCCCUGCAGCCCGUGGUGAAGGCCAUGGUGAAGCAGGCUGUCCCCCUGCAGCCCAUGGAGGAAGGAUGAGGGGGUGUAGAGAUUCCACCCGCAGCCCGUGGAGGACCCCACGCCGGAGCAGGUGGAGGCACCCGAAGGAGGCUGUGGCCCGUGGGAAGCCCAUGCUGGAGCAAGCUCCUGGCAGGACCUGUGGACCCAUGAAGAGGGGAGCCCACGCCAGAGCAGGUUUGCUGGCAGGACUUGUGACCCCGUGGGGGACCCACGCUGGAGCAGUUUGCUCCUGAAGCUCUGCACCCCACGGAAAAGACCACGCUGAAGCAGUUCGUGAAGGACUGUAGCCCAUGGGAGAGACUCACAUUGGAGAAGUUCGUGAAGGACUGUCUCCCGUGAGAGGGACUCCAUGCUGGAGCAGGGGAACGAUGAGAGGAGUCCUCCCCCUGAGGAGGAAGAAGCGGCAGAGACAAUGUGUGAUGAACUGACCAUAACCCCCAUUCCCCGUCCCCCUGUGCAACUGAGGGGGGUGGAGGUUGAAGCUGGGAGUGAAGUUGAGCCCGGGAAGAUGGGAGGGGUGGGGGGAGGUGUUUUAAGAUUUGAUUUUAUUUCUCAUUCCUCUACUCUGUUUUGCCUAGUAAUAAAUUAGAUGAAUUCCCUCUC
Grus americana (Whooping crane) is the source of this 3033-nucleotide messenger RNA. It is a transcript of the gene NENF, whose product is annotated as neudesin neurotrophic factor. The transcript is spliced from 4 exons. Bases 630 to 1121 code for a protein of 163 amino acids. The record is from RefSeq and is a predicted model, not a curated record. NCBI's taxonomy places the organism in Eukaryota, Metazoa, Chordata, Aves, Gruiformes, Gruidae. Gene Ontology annotation, cellular component: endomembrane system; membrane.